AUGAAAGAUCGUCACAAAGAAGCAGCGAGUAGCGAGUUGGCCGAUAUACUAUUUCCUGGUUUCUCGAAUAAUAUCUCGACAUUAAUCGCUGCUGGACAAAGUAACGCUAACUCUGUCAUUAAGUCUCUUUUGGAAAAUCUGAAAUUGAUGCUAGAGAAAAGUCAGAUUGCGCUUAAAUAA
Plasmopara halstedii is the source of this 180-nucleotide messenger RNA. RefSeq lists its product as uncharacterized. The transcript is spliced from 2 exons. Bases 1 to 180 code for a protein of 59 amino acids. Lineage: Eukaryota; Oomycota; Peronosporomycetes; Peronosporales; Peronosporaceae. The record is from RefSeq and is a predicted model, not a curated record.